Triticum urartu is the source of this 601-nucleotide messenger RNA. NCBI's taxonomy places the organism in Eukaryota, Viridiplantae, Streptophyta, Magnoliopsida, Poales, Poaceae. The record is from RefSeq and is a predicted model, not a curated record.
AAGAUUUCGUGAAGGCCGAGCCUCCUCUUGUAAUUUCCCUCCCCGCCGAGAAGACAAAAUUUCCCACUCCACUCGAAUUAAAACCCUAGCGGCUACAACCUUCGUUCCCCGCCGCCUCGUCCACCCGUCGCCGGCGCGCCGCCACUGCCACCGCCAGCGAGAUUGCGACCUGAGAGGUCCCGCGUCCUCGUGCUGUUCCCGGCUCUACCUUCGCCGCGGCCACCAUGAUCUGUGCAAUCUCCGGCGAGGUGCCGGAUGAGCCGGUGGUAUCAAAGAGGUCGGGGCUCCUCUUUGAGCGGCGGCUCAUCGAGCGCUACAUUGAGGACCAUGGAAAGUGUCCAGUUACGAAGGAGGAACUCUCCAUGGACGACAUCGUGCUGGUGAAGACCAACAAGGUCGUGAGGCCCAGGCCUCUGCAGGCUGCAAGCAUUCCCGGACUCCUUGGAAUCUUUCAAAACGAGUGGGAUGCUCUUAUGCUUUCUAAUUUUGCUUUGGAGCAGCAGCUUCACACAGCAAGACAAGAACUUAGUCAUGCGUUAUACCAGGUCUUUGUUUGACCAAUGCAAUUAUUUCUUCUCAAUUCAUGCAAAAAAUAUUAAGG